Messenger RNA from Penaeus chinensis, 341 nucleotides. Its product is annotated as keratin-associated protein 19-2-like. The transcript is spliced from 3 exons. The coding region runs from base 1 to 279 and encodes 92 amino acids. The record is from RefSeq and is a predicted model, not a curated record. NCBI's taxonomy places the organism in Eukaryota, Metazoa, Arthropoda, Malacostraca, Decapoda, Penaeidae.
AUGAUGCAGAAAAAAGCAGGUAAGCGUUUCCUGUCUGCUCUGAUGAUGGUCGCAGCGCUUGUCGGCGCCGUCAGCGCGGGAGGUUUGUACGGAGGCUUCGGCCGAGGUUUCGGUGGAGGCUUUGGCGGAUUUGGUCGAGGCUUCGGAGGCUUCGGCCGAGGCUUCGGAGGUUAUGGUGGAAGCUUCGGCCGAGGCUUCGGAGGUUAUGGGGGAGGCUUCGGAUUAGGACGAGGAUUCGGCGGCGGAUUCGGGCGUGGAUAUGGCGGAUAUGGUAAUUAAUCACUUCGUUUCUAGUUGUAUGAAGAUUAUUGCUGGAGUAAUAAUCUUAGCCAGGUCAUUUU